UCGAACUCACCAACGUUGGUCCUACAGCAGUAGUGUACCUGGUGAAUACGGUCACGGAUAGCCGGAUGGCUCAUCUAGGCCGAACGUAAUACCAACUAAGGAGGCUAGCGCACGGUGGAGCAGCGCUGGGGGUCCGCCUUUUCCUGCGGCGUUCACGGGAACAAAUUGAGGAGGGAGAUGAGACCACAAUUCGGGCGGAUAUUGGAUUCUCUUUUGACGAAGCUGGCGGGGAAGAGCCCGCCGGGGGAGAUGGGGGGCACGAUGAACAAACACCCGGAGAUGGCGGCCGAGAGACCACACCGGAUGGCGAGGAGGAAACUCGCACUCAGGAGAGGGGGGGGGUGA
This is a messenger RNA of Ectocarpus sp. CCAP 1310/34, 345 nucleotides long. The record is from the annotation of a GenBank genome assembly. Lineage: Eukaryota; Phaeophyceae; Ectocarpales; Ectocarpaceae.